Kazachstania africana CBS 2517 is the source of this 1155-nucleotide messenger RNA. RefSeq lists its product as uncharacterized. Gene Ontology annotation, cellular component: cytoplasm. The record is from RefSeq and is a predicted model, not a curated record. Gene Ontology annotation, biological process: nuclear-transcribed mRNA catabolic process, no-go decay; nuclear-transcribed mRNA catabolic process, non-stop decay; RNA surveillance. The coding region runs from base 1 to 1155 and encodes 384 amino acids. NCBI's taxonomy places the organism in Eukaryota, Fungi, Ascomycota, Saccharomycetes, Saccharomycetales, Saccharomycetaceae. The transcript has a single exon.
AUGAAGUUAUUAGAUUUAGUUGAUAGCUCGAAUGAAACUAGAGUUAAGCUGACACCCGAGAAUAAGGAUGAUCUUUUUACAAUCUAUCAGAUAAUUGAUCCAAACGAUGAGAUUAUCAUAAAGAAGCAGUUUAAACAGUCUGAUUCCGAUAAGAGUGAUCUAUUGUCCAUGCGUCUAAAGAUUAUUUCUUUCGAAUUUGACAUAAAGGAUGAAUACUUACGGUAUAAGGCAAUAACUGUGCCGAUGGGUGGUAAUCAAAAAACAGAUUAUCCUAUUGGGAAAUUUAUCAGUUUCAAUAUCGUUUAUAACCACGUAAUAACAAUCUUUAAGGAUGAGGAUAAUAAAUUGAACAAGUAUGCUAAGAAGUUGAUCAACGAAUCCAUUGAAGAUAAUUUUGAAAUCGGUGCAAUAGUAUUACAAGAUGGGAUUGCCCAUAUCUGUGAAUUGAAUAGUCUUUCAGUGGUGAUGAGACAAAAAGUUUCAGUAAAUAGCAAGAAGAAGAAAACUACUGAAAAUGAAGUUGAAACACAAGAAUUCUACCAAGUAAUUUAUGAUUCCAUGUUAAAUCAAUUAAGUUUGAACGAUUUGAAAUGUUUCCUAAUAUGUAGUCCUGGUUUCUAUGCAGAGACUUUGUUCAAAUUUAUAGAAAAGAAGGCUACUGAGACAAAUAAUACUGAUAUUUUGAACAAUUUAAACAUCUUUGUCGUGGCACAUUGUUCUAACGGUUAUCUACAGGGAAUCGAUGAAGUUUUGAGAAAUCCAAAGUACACAGAAGUUAUUGGGGAUACAAAACUAAUCAAGGAUGUCAAACUUUUCGGUGAAUUUAUGGAACAUUUAAACCUUGAUGACUCCUUUGCAUGGUAUGGCGAAUUUGAAAUAUUUAAAGCCGUUGAACAAGAUGCUGUUGAAACACUUUUGAUGACAGACACAAUGAUGAAGAGUAAUGAUAUACAUAAAAGAGAGAGAUAUAUGGACUUAAUUGAAACUGUUGAAAAUAAUGGUGGCAAAGUUGUCAUCUUCAGUUCAUUGAACGGAACUGGUGAAGAAUUAAAUAAGUUAGAUGGUAUUGCAUGUAUACUAAAGUACGCUUUACCAAAUCUUGAUGAGGAUUAUGAUGAAAACGACGAGAAGGAAAAGGAAGAAGAAGAAAACUAG